UUUUAUGCCGUCUAUACUAUAAUACUGAAAUCUUGUUAUGAUUCUCUAUAAUAUAUUAGAAAUUGUUAGAAGAAGAAACGAAAAUGAUGUUCACAAUUGGUAACCGUGUGUUUACCAUAUGACAAUAUAUACCCUCAAGAAGAAACCACAAUGAUCUUCAGAAUUGAAGAUGUAACGGUGUAUUUCCCAUAUGAGGAGAUAUACCCAGAACAACGUCAAUACAUGGUUGAACUAAAACGAACCCUAGAUGCAAAAGGACAUUGUUUACUCGAAAUGUCGACUGUGUCCGGAAAAAUAAUUGCCCUUCUGUCAUUGAUCAUAAGCUACAUACACUCCAAACCUCAAUCACCACUAAAGCUCAUAUAUUGCACUCAGACUGUACAUGAUAUGGAAGAGAUUUUAGACGAGCUUAGACUACUUCAUGAUUACAUGGUUGAGUCUAUCGGUCCUGCUGCUAAGAUGCUUGGGCUUGGACUGUCUUCGAGGAAGAAUCUCUGUAUUAAUGAUCACGUUCUUGCUGCCGAAAAUCCUUCUGUUGAUGCUGGUUGUCGGAGAUUGACAGCUAGCUGGGUUAGGGAGGUGGCUGCGGACAACCUGGAUGUUCCUAGUUGUGAGUUUUUUGAGGAGUAUCAAAGGGCCGGUUCUGCUGCAGUUCUUCCUCCUGGUGUUUAUACGUUACAGGAUCUGAGAAUGUUUGGGGAGGAGAAAGGGUGGUGUCCUUACUUUUUGGCACGACAUAUGAUGCAGUUUGCCAAUGUGGUGGUUUGUAACUACCAUCAAUAUUUACUUGAUCCAAAGUUAGCGUCAAUAGUAUCAAAACAAAUGCAGAAAGAAUCCGUUGUCGUAUUUGAUGAAGCUCAUAAUAUUGACAAUGUUUGUAUCAACUCACUCAGCGUGAGUAUGAGGGUGCAAACUGUUACUGGUGCUAAGAGUAAUAUAACCAGGAUGCGUCAAAAAAUUAAGAAGGUUAUGGCCACAGAUGCAAGUAGACUCCGGGAUGAAUACAACACACUUGUGGAGGGUUUAAGAGGAGAUCUUCCUGCUACGGAUGUUUGGCAUGCAAACCCAGCUUUGCCUGAUGAUAUACCAAAGGAGGCCGUACCUGAACAUAUAUGUAAGGCUGAAGAUUUUAUGCAGGUUCUGCAGAGAUUAGUUGAGUACCUUGAAGAGCGCAUGGAAACUGAGCAGCCGGAGAGGGAAAAUCCUUUUGACUUUGCUGUAUCUAUUUUUAAAAAGGCUGAAAUAGACCAAAAAACAUUGAAAUUCUGUUAUGACCGUCUUCAUUCAUUAAUGAUGACACUGAAAAUUACAGACACUGAUGAAUUCCUUCAUAUCCAAACGAUCUGUAAUUUUGCCACACUUGUGGGUACUUAUUCUCCUGGUUUUUCCAUUAUUAUAGAACCGUGUGACGAGGCUAUGCCUGAUAUUCAUGAUCCUGUAUUGCAGCUUUGUUGCCAUGAUGCUUCUCUAGCAAUAAAACCUGUUUUCGAGCGAUUUCAGUCGGUUGUGAUUACAUCUGGCACAUUAAGCCCCAUUAAUUUGUACCCCCGCCUUUUAAAAUUCAGCCCUGUUGUCAGUCGAAGUUUCAAAAUAUCUGUACCAAGAGAUUGCAUAUGCCCUAUGGUCCUUACCCAUGGCAGUGAUCAGCUCCCAGUCAGUACCAAAUUUGAUAUGAAAAGUGAUCAUGGGGUGUUAUCUAAUUAUGGAAAGAUCUUAUUGAAUAUGUCAUCAUAUGUUCCAGAUGGGAUUGUAUGUUUCUUCCCCAGUUAUUUGUAUAUGGGAGAUAUAGUCAGUAGCUGGAAUGCAAGUGGAGUUUUAAAUGAAAUUGAGCAAAAUAAGCCCAUCUUUUAUGAGACUCAAGAUCUGGAAGAAACCCGAUUAACGCUUGCUAAUUACCGCAAUGCUUGUAAUAGUGGAAAAGGUGCUAUUUUUUUAUCAGUUGCCGGAGGAAAGGUUGCGGAACAUAUAGAUUUUUAUCAUCAUUAUGGCCGUCUGGUAAUCAUCUAUGGGGUUCCUUAUCAGUACACAUCAAGCAGGAGUGUGCUUGCACGCCUAGGAUAUCUAAGCAUGUUUUGUAAUAUUAACGGAGGAGAUUAUCUCACUUUUGAUGCCUUGAGAAAAGCUGCAGUAUGCGUGGGCCGUGUAAUUCAUUCAAAGGCUGAUUAUGGGAUGAUGAUUUUUGCAGACAACGGGUAUUGUGGUUAUGGUACACUUUCCCAUUUGCCUGGUUGGAUACGCUCUCAGUUAGAUGAUGCCAACUUGGACUUGAGCACUGACAUGGCUGUGAAUAUAGCAUGCGAGUUCUUCGAGAAAACAGCGCAGCCAUAUGGGAAGACUGGUGGUGGCAGUGAGAUACAAACUCUAUAUAUAUGAUAUUUUGUAGUGAAGCUUUUUACUUUAGUAUAUACAGCACAGUUUAUGCUAGAAAGUUUGUUGAGACUUCUAAGAUAUGUUUAAAAAAAUUUAAUCUUGAUCAAAUUUAUUUUCUAAGAUA
Molecule: messenger RNA, 2494 nt
Organism: Vicia villosa (hairy vetch)
Lineage: Eukaryota; Viridiplantae; Streptophyta; Magnoliopsida; Fabales; Fabaceae
Product: general transcription and DNA repair factor IIH helicase subunit XPD-like
Exons: 13
Coding region: 151-2373 (740 amino acids)
Biological process (GO): positive regulation of mitotic recombination; nucleotide-excision repair; transcription by RNA polymerase II
Cellular component (GO): nucleus
Molecular function (GO): DNA helicase activity; damaged DNA binding; hydrolase activity, acting on acid anhydrides, in phosphorus-containing anhydrides
Source: RefSeq, a predicted model, not a curated record